UUGAAAGUUUAACUUCAAGUUGACGGCAAUUUUUUCUGUCAAUUUACAUUCAUUUUUUGUUAUUAAAUUCAAUCAAUAAAAUCCGUUGAUAAAAUUUUGAAUUUUAAUCAAACAUCUCACUACCAGGCUCCAAAAUAAUACAAAAAACUCUCAAUAAAAUUACUCCAAUUCCUCUAUAAAUUACUCAGAGAAAAAUAACACUACGAUAUAUUAUACUAUAUAUAACUUUUUUGAGAGUUUAUGGAAAAAAAACUACAAGUGCAAUUUAAAAAAAUUACUUUUUAUAAUUUAUCGUUUUUAAAAAAUUCCAAGUUUUGGACGUAGACCAGCUUCAGUAUCAUUACAUUCACUCAUUUUUUUUUUACAAAGAUCCAUAAUGUUCGUUCUCAUUCGGACAAUCGAUGGGAAAGUAGAGAAAAGUUUGGAAAUAUCAAAGACUCUCAGCAUUCGUGACUUCAAGAUCCAAGUAGCGAAGAUUUUUUCAACUGAAGUUCCAUCAAUUCAAUUAUUUUAUCGGGGCAAACAGUUAGAAGAUUGUUACCGAGUACAUGAUUAUCAUUUAAAUCACCACGAAGUUGUCCAGUUAUUAAUUAAAUCUGAAAAAAGUACCGAAGAAAUUGAGUGUUCAAAAGAUCUUGAGCCCAGUGAUGAAAAAUGUCAUUUAGCAUCCGUACCUCUAGAAGAAAACUUGUCUAUUAUAAUAAAACAACCAGAGACUUGUCAGUAUCAAUCAGGUGAUCCGGUUGAUUGCAUUAAUGAGGACAAUGGAGCCUGGUUUGAAGCCAUAGUCCAAAAUAUUUACCAAGAUAUUAGCAGACGGUCUCUAAUUUAUCGAGUUCAAUGGAAGUUUUUGGCAGAUACUGAACCUUUUGACGUAAUGGAACAUAUGAUUAGACCACGGGCAAAACACUGUCUCAGUAUCAAUCAAAUAAAAGUUAAUGAUAGAGUUAUGGUCAAUUACAACGUAGACGAGCCUAAAAAAAUUGGGUACUGGUACGAUUUUACAGUAACGAGUUUGAAUAAAAGCAGACGUGGUGUUGAAUUAGUAGGGAUUCUUCAUGCUGGCAGUGGUACCACUGAAGUGAGGAUUGAAAACUGCAAAGUUAAUUCAAGAAACAAGAUUUAUAAAAUAGAAAAACUGUCGGGUUUACAUUGCGGAGGUUUAAAUUCAUCUUUGAAUGAAGUUGAUAAGCAAAGACCAAUUGCGAUAAUUUGUAAAGUUUGUAAUGACGAUAUAAAUCAGAAGUGUAAGACAUGUGGUUGCUAUGUUUGCUUAGGAAAAAAAAACAGUCGUAAAAUAAUAUUGUGUGAUGAGUGUGAUAAAGCUUAUCACAUACAAUGUUUGAAUCCGCCUCUUGACAAAGUUCCUGAGGAUGAUUGGUAUUGUCCAGACUGUAAAAUACCCGAUAAUCUGGUAAUCAAAAUGGGAGAAAACUUAAAGUCGAGCAAAAAGAAAAUUGUAGUAGAUUUGAAAAAAGGUCAGAAGGAUUGGGGUCGAGGAAUGGGAUGUAUGAGUAGGAUAAAAGAAUGUACAAUAGUCCCAACAAAUCAUAAAGGUCCUAUUCCAGGAAUUGAAGUUGGGAUGAGCUGGAAGUAUCGUUUACAAGUAUCAGAAGUUGGCUUACAUAGACCUCACGUAGCAGGAAUCCAUGGCAGAGAAAACGAAUGUGCGUAUUCGUUGGUUUUGUCAGGUGGAUAUGAAGACGAUGUUGAUAACGGAGAUGAAUUUUUAUAUACUGGAUCCGGUGGUCGAGAUCUUUCAGGAAACAAAAGAACUGCGGCACAAAGUAGUGAUCAGAAAUUAACAAAAAUGAAUAAAGCACUUGCGUUAAAUUGCAAUGCUCAAUUUAAUGACGUAGAAGGUGCUACUGCAAAAGACUGGCAAAAAGGAAUUCCUGUUCGAGUUAUAAGAGCUGCGAAAAUGAGGAAACAUCCACAAGCUCGAAUGUAUGCACCCGAAGAAGGUUUUCGAUAUGAUGGAAUUUAUAAAGUAGUCAAGUAUUUCCCGGAAAAAGGAAAAAGCGGUUUUCUUAUUUGGCGUUACCUUUUACGCCGAGAUGAUUCUACUCCUGCUCCGUGGACCUCUGAAGGAAAACAAAGAGUCAAAAGCUUGGGCUUACGAAUGAUUGACUAUGAUUCAUCUACUAAGAUAUCGAUGACAAAAACUAAAACCGAAAUAAAUCCCCCGAAAAAAAAUCCAAAACGUAAGAGAAAUAAAUCAGCCAAAGAAGAUGAAGAAAAUAAUUCGAAAAAAAUUAAAGUAAUUCAUUAUGAAUUAGAACCAGAUUUAGUUGAGUUAAUUAAUGGCGAUAAGCUUAACAAAAAAGUUUGGAAAGAUUGUUGUUCUCUACUUCCUGAAGGAAAAAUUAACUUUAUAAACAAAGUUAUUGACAGAUUUACAUGUGUUUGCUGUCUAGAAAUAGUAUGGAACCCGAUAACAAUCAAAUGUUUACAUAAUAUCUGCCAAAAUUGUUUGCAAAGAAGUUUCAAAGCUGAUGUCUAUACAUGUCCUGUUUGUCGACAUCCUAUAAAAAAAAGUCAAUUAGCGAAUACAAAUAAACCACUUGCAAAAGCUCUUGAAAAGUUAUUUCCAGGGUAUGGGAGUGGAAGAAUAUAAUAAUUAAUGAUUCUAGUAUUUAUAAAUUGAAAUAAAAUAAAAUGAUAUUUUUGUUAGCAAAAUUAAAUUUUUAUACCAAGAGUUUUAAGUUGAUUAUUUUUUUAAGGUAAUUAUUUAAUUUUGCAUUAAAUGAAAUUUUUGUGGCAUUAUUACUAACGUUUAAAAUAAAACAGCUCUAGACCUGAUUACUAAACUUAGUAAUGGCGUGUUCGGCUGUUUACUCGCCAUUACAUAAAUAUAUGAAAAAAAUAAAUGAAUCUAAAUGUAGCAGAUGUAUCUUUUUUUUAUUAACGUAAUAGUCUUUUACAAUAAAGUUCGAGGUAAUGUUAAGUAGUAACAGAAAAAUUGAAUUUAUAUAAUUCAUGAAAAAGAAAAUAAACGCAUACUAAUUGAUGAUAUAUUAAAAAAUAUGAUGAAUUUAUUUAACGAAACUUUAUUUACUUUAUAUACAUUU
This is a messenger RNA of Microplitis demolitor, 3071 nucleotides long. It is a transcript of the gene UHRF1, whose product is annotated as E3 ubiquitin-protein ligase UHRF1. The transcript is spliced from 9 exons. Gene Ontology annotation, biological process: protein ubiquitination; negative regulation of gene expression via chromosomal CpG island methylation. NCBI's taxonomy places the organism in Eukaryota, Metazoa, Arthropoda, Insecta, Hymenoptera, Braconidae. Bases 377 to 2617 code for a protein of 746 amino acids. The record is from RefSeq and is a predicted model, not a curated record. Gene Ontology annotation, molecular function: ubiquitin protein ligase activity; protein binding.